Lactuca saligna is the source of this 657-nucleotide messenger RNA. The record is from the annotation of a GenBank genome assembly. Lineage: Eukaryota; Viridiplantae; Streptophyta; Magnoliopsida; Asterales; Asteraceae.
AUGUUUUUUGAGACAGGAGCAGUCCCUCCUAUCUUGAAAGCUGCAACUAGUCUAAUACCCGUUUCAGGUAGAGGAUGCUCGAAAAUCCAUCAAGAGCUUCAACCAUCCAUCAAUGCAUUAAAUUCCAUACAGAUUAAAGAAGUUCAUGCUCCUAACAACACUGUGAAUGAUCCUCCUCACGAUAAUGUUGUUGCUAAAGGACAUGUUCUCGAGUCAACCAAUAUCUCGGAUGAUCAUGCUCCAAAUUUUAUGAGUGUUUUAGAUGUCUCCUCUCACGUUGUCAAUGAUGGCAAUACAAUUGUCGGAGUCAUUCCAUUUCCCACCCCAUUCAACAUUUUCCACAAGCCUUCCUCCUCCAGAGCUCGUUUUCAUUUUGGACUCUCUUCGUCCUCGAAAGCCUUUGAUGAAAAUGUAGAUCUUUACAAAAACAAAGUUACUACUCCUCCUCUAAAAAAACACCUUAGAAGGAUCCUCCGACAAGAACAUUGCGAAUCAAUUUGCCUUACUGAAACUCCGAGAAACAUAGCCACUGCUAACUCCAAGGUUGAAAAGGUCACUCAACAAGUCGCAUGUCUUGAUUCAAAACUUGAACCUGUUCUCAAAUCUCUUUCUGAGAUCAAGGCUGCUACUCCAUCUAAACUUGAUCAUGCUAAUUAA